AUGUUGAGGUAUCUCCUCGAUAAGUUUUGGAAUGAAGAUGUGUGGUUGCCGCCAAAUACGACAUGGGCAGACAUCGCUCCUGGUCCCGAUAAGGCGGUGGUUUACACGGAUCAUACGCACGUUUUCUUUCCUAUACCGUUAGCAUUUGUGUUUAUACUCGUGCGCUACGUGAUAGAGAAGACCAUCAUUGCUCCAUUCGGCACAUACUUGGGUAUCAAAAACACGAAGCCACGACGAGCACCGGAUAACUCUAAGCUAGAGAAAAUCUACAAGGCCUCACCUAAACUAAAACAGCCGGAGAGCUUAGCCAAGAAACUCGAUAUUUCUGAACGAGAGUUGCAACGUUGGUGGCGCCUCCGUCGCGGUCAGGACAAGCCUUCAACCCUAGUGAAGUUCAGUGAAAAUGCAUGGAAAGUCCUCUUCUAUACUUGUAACUUCACUUUCGGGUUGUAUACGCUGUGGGACAAGGAAUGGCUGUGGGAUAUCGACCAGUGUUAUAUCGGAUAUCCUCAUCAGGGCCUCACGAACGACAUCUGGUGGUAUUACAUGAUAUCGGCAGCCUUCUAUUGGUCGCUGACAUUCUCUCAGUUCUGGGACGUGCGUCGCAAGGACUUCUGGCAGAUGUUCGUUCACCACAUCGCCACCAUCCUACUGCUGUCCUUCAGCUGGGUCUGCAACCUGCACAGGAUCGGGACACUUGUGCUCUUACUGCACGACUGUGCUGACAUAUUUGUUGAAUCGGUGAAGGCGUCCAAGUACGCGAAGUACCAGAAGCUGUGUGACGCGUUAUUCCUGAUGCUGAUUGUAGUAUGGAUUGGUACGCGUGUCGGCAUCUACCCCUUCUACCUCAUUUGGAGUACAUCAAUCCGCGCGCCCAUGUUGCUCCCGAUGUUCCCCGCCUACUACAUCUUCAACUCGCUGCUGUGUCUGCUCCUGGUGCUGCACAUAGUGUGGACCUGGCUCAUACUGCAGAUCGCAUACGUCGCUAUUAAGAUCGGACAGAUGGACGGCGACAUCCGAAGCUCGAGCUCCGACCUGAGCGACAGUCCACACACCUCAAACAACAGCUCGCCCACUCGGUCGAAGAGUAGAAAGUAA
Messenger RNA from Spodoptera littoralis (African cotton leafworm), 1098 nucleotides. The record is from the annotation of a GenBank genome assembly. NCBI's taxonomy places the organism in Eukaryota, Metazoa, Arthropoda, Insecta, Lepidoptera, Noctuidae.